This is a messenger RNA of Ricinus communis (castor bean), 2453 nucleotides long. RefSeq names its product pentatricopeptide repeat-containing protein At1g34160. Gene Ontology annotation, molecular function: protein binding; zinc ion binding; RNA binding. The coding region runs from base 260 to 1990 and encodes 576 amino acids. Lineage: Eukaryota; Viridiplantae; Streptophyta; Magnoliopsida; Malpighiales; Euphorbiaceae. The record is from RefSeq and is a predicted model, not a curated record. The transcript has a single exon. Gene Ontology annotation, biological process: RNA modification.
CUAUUGUUAUUCUUCUUUUUUGUAUAUAAAAAAUUAUUCAGGCUUUUCAAAGCUAAGUCUGAACUUAUGCAGGAUCAGAGUAUCCAAGCCCGACAAAUGUUCAGACUGGAUACAUACCCAGGCCUAUGAACAGAUCCACAGGCCUAGUUUCAGUGUUUCACUUUCUCUCCAAAAAACGACCUGUCGUUGGUUUCCUACAGGAUCUUCUACGGCAGUUCACUAAAAAUGGACGAUCGAACAGCUCAGUCUCCAUCAUGGAAUGGCCACCUUGCUGGACUCUCUACUACCAAAAUGCACAACUCUGUCCCAUGCCGAGCAAAUUCAGUGCCAUCUCAUAACCACCGGCCAUUUCCAAUUCAAAAUCUCCUCUUCCCGCUCAAAACUCCUUGAAUUCUUCGCCUUGUCUCUCAAUAACCUCUCCGUAGCCAUCAAAGCUUUCUACCAAAUCCUCACUCCUUCAACAAACGACUGGAACGCUGUCCUACGAGGUCUGAUCCAGAGCCCCGACCCAAUAGAUUCCUUUAAAUGGUACAAAACCAUGAUCCGUGGAUCCUAUAAAGUAGACGCAUUGACUUGCUCUUUUGUUUUAAAAGCUUGUGCUCGCGUUUUAGCCUUUUCCGAGUCUACUCAGUUGCAUUCUCAUAUUGUGCGUAAGGGGUUUGUUGCUGAUGCUUUGCUAGGUACUACCCUGUUGGAUUUGUAUGCCAAAACUGGCGAUCUUGAUAGUGCACAGAAAAUGUUUGAUGAAAUGAUUGUUAAAGAUAUUGCUUCGUGGAAUGCUUUGAUUUCUGGGUUUGCUCAAGGGAAUAAACCUAGCGAAGCGUUGGGUUUGUUUAAAAGGAUGGAGGUUUUGGGGUUUAAGCCUAAUGAAAUAACUGUUCUUGGUGCUUUAUCUGCUUGUUCUCAAUUGGGUGCUUUUAAAGAAGGUGAAAAGAUUCAUGAGUAUAUAAGGAGUCAGAAGUUAGAUAUGAAUGUGCAAGUUUGUAAUGCAGCAAUUGAUAUGUAUGCAAAAUGUGGGUUCGCUGAUAAGGCAUAUUUGGUUUUUGAAAGUAUGAGUUGUGGAAAAAGUCUUGUUACUUGGAAUACAAUGAUAAUGGCUUUUGCAAUGCAUGGUGAUGGUGAUAAAGCUCUCAAGCUUUUUAAGUAUAUGCAUCAAGAGGGUGUUAGCCCUGAUGCAGUAUCUUAUCUUGCAGUACUGUGCGCGUGUAACCAUUCAGGGUUAGUAGAAGAAGGCUACAGGUUGUUUAAUUCAAUGGAGAGGAGUGGAGUGAUACCUAAUGUUAAGCACUAUGGGAGCGUUAUUGAUUUGUUGGGCAGAGCUGGACGGCUUCAAGAGGCUUAUGAUGUUAUCAAUUCUAUGCCAAUCGUGCCUGAUUUGGUACUUUGGCAGACUUUGCUUGGAGCUUGUAGGACUUAUGGGAAUGUAGAAAUGGCAGAAGUUGUUUCGCAGAAGCUGGUGGAAAUGGGAUCUAACCACGAUGGUGAUUUUGUUUUGUUAUCAAAUGUAUAUGCAGCAAAGGAGAGGUGGAAUGAUGUGGGGAGGGUGAGGGAAACUAUGAAGAAUAGGGAUGUGAAAAAGGCGCCUGGGGUUAGCCACAUUGAAGUUAAAGGUGUAAUACAUAAGUUCUACAAUGGCGAUAAGAAUCACGAAAGUUGGAGGGAAAUUUAUGCCAAGUUUGAUGAGAUUAGGUUCAGGAUUAAGGAGUAUGGAUAUUUGGCUGAGACAAGUUUUGUGUUGCAUGAUAUUGGAGAGGAGGAGAAGGAGAAUGCACUGUGCCAUCAUAGCGAGAAGUUGGCUGUGGCAUUUGGUUUGAUUAGCACUAGUGAAGGGAUGCCGAUUCAAGUGAUUAAGAAUCUAAGAAUAUGUGGGGAUUGUCAUAUUGUUAUUAAGCUUAUAUCAAAGAUUUAUGAUAGAGAAAUUAUUGUGAGGGAUCGAGUGAGGUUUCACAGGUUUAAGCAAGGUUCUUGUUCUUGCAGAGAUUAUUGGUGAAUCAAGGAGUAUUCAUGUGGUCAUAAAAUGGUUCAAAGAAUAAGAAUACUCCUUUUGGUAUUUGUACAUGCAGUAAGGAAGACGAUAAUGGGAAACACACGUGUAUAAGCCAUCUGGGUCUCCGUUGCAGCCUUGACUCUCCAUUGGAGCCCGAUGCUCUAUAUAAAGCAUGCCUUCCUCUGAUCACGUGGUUGCAGUUAGCGCUAUAACUUAUUUUCUUAAAUUGUAAAUUGAGAUAGGUUACUCUGUUCCAUUUGGGGUGGGGGGCAGAUAGCCAGACAUAACAGAAUAGAUAAGCAAUUCUGAAGAUUAACAGUUUUACAAGCAGCAAAAAUAGGAGGAAAGCUCUGGCUUGCAACCUCCUAUGAGAAUAACUAGACCAACUGUAUGUACUGAUAUUAAAAUGAAAGCAUGUUAUUAAGAAAUGAAAAGCUUUCAGAAAUGGAAACAGUAAUUUUACUCA